Alternaria ventricosa is the source of this 537-nucleotide messenger RNA. RefSeq lists its product as uncharacterized. The coding region runs from base 1 to 537 and encodes 178 amino acids. The record is from RefSeq and is a predicted model, not a curated record. Gene Ontology annotation, biological process: thiamine diphosphate biosynthetic process; thiamine metabolic process. Lineage: Eukaryota; Fungi; Ascomycota; Dothideomycetes; Pleosporales; Pleosporaceae. The transcript has a single exon. Gene Ontology annotation, molecular function: thiamine diphosphokinase activity; thiamine binding; ATP binding.
AUGAUUCAUGGAGACUUGGACUCGUUACGCGAUGAUGUGCGUGACUACUACGAAGCACGGGGUGUUCCUGUGCUACGCGAUGGUGACCAAUACAGCACAGACUUUGGGAAAUGCAUGAAGAAAAUCUCGUCGCGUCUUACUUCCUCAAUGGUUCGGGAUGUGAUAGUCCUUGGUACCCUCGGUGGGAGGGUUGAUCAGGGCCUUGGGCUCCUGAACGAGAUGUACAGAGAAGAGAAUCGACAUGCCGACCUUCGCCUAUGGCUGUUCUCCGAGUGCAGCCUGAGCUUCAUACUUCGGAGUAGGGAGACUCUGCUGAGAGGGCUACAGGAAGAUGGUGUCUUUACUGAGAAUGUAGGGUUUCUUCCCAUAUACGGACCGGCGAUCAUCUCUACCGAAGGUCUGGAAUGGGAUGUCAAGGAGUGGCCUACGCAGAUGAACGGCGGUCAGCUCAGUACGAGCAACCACGUCAAAGCCAACGAUGUGAGGGUUGGAACGGACGUGCCGAUAUUGUUCACGAUAGAAAGAGCGCCUUUGUGA